GAGAUAAUGAGGGAGGACGUCAUUCGUCAAGAUGUUGAAGCUGUGUGCGUGUUGUCUACUAGUCGCUGGGUUGUGCUCAUGUAACUGCCUAGAAGUUGGAGGAUCUGAAAACAACCUCGCCGCGAAGUCUGUCCACCUCAGCACCUCAGAUGGAAGGAUGGUUGAUGAUGAGGUGAUGAAUAGAGUUUCAGAUCUCGAUGUAGAAGAAGAUGGUGACGACGAAAACAUAAAUGUGCUCGAUAUAAAAGGACUACGCCGAUGUGGAAAUAACCUUUGCUGUAAAAUGCCUGCAUAUUGCUGUUCCGGUCCCGCCUGCUGCAAGAAUAAAAGGUACACCAAUUUUUAUGAUAAUUUAUUUACUUUAUUUAUAUUUUUUCGAUAAUUUUAAUCUUCUCAAUAUGUUCUGUCCACAGGAGGUUUCCACCACUUCCAUGCUGAAUUUAAGAAUUUUAUACUUUUUUUAUAUUUUAUAAUCUUUCGAUACAUAUAUGUUAUGAAUUUUAUAUAAUUUUAUCGAUAUUUUUAUUAAUAUAUUGCAUCAUCAUAUAACAAUUCAUGUGUUUUAUUUAAUUACAUUGUACCAUAAUAAAAUUCAGUGAAAUAUUGCAUAUUUAACAGUUUCAUAUAUUUUUGUAUUUAAUUUUAACUUAAUUUAAUUUAAUUUAUUUAUUUGGUAUUUUGUUGCCU
Messenger RNA from Nezara viridula (southern green stink bug), 687 nucleotides. NCBI's taxonomy places the organism in Eukaryota, Metazoa, Arthropoda, Insecta, Hemiptera, Pentatomidae. The record is from the annotation of a GenBank genome assembly.